AUUAAUUUCAGUUUCAAAUGGCUGAUGAGAAUUUAGAUUAGAUAAUUGACAUGCCAGAAUAAUCUGAUAUGAUAAAUGAUGCAAAAACCUAAGUUUUAAAUUAAUAAUAUAUAAUUAAUAGGCAAGAUAUGCAGUAGAACAUUUUAAAGUAGAAUCAUAGAUUUCAAAUUAUAUAAAGAAAUUCUUUGAUGAAAAAUAUGGGCCAAAUUGGCAUUGUGUUGUUGGUAGAGAAAUUGUUAAUAAAUAGGGAAACAUUUCAAUUCUUACACAUCUUAUGAAAGCAAAAGAUAUAUGUUCUUUUAUGAAGGAUAAAUGGCUAUUCUACUUUAUAAAAUGGGUUGAAGAAUACAG
Molecule: messenger RNA, 351 nt
Organism: Paramecium sonneborni
Lineage: Eukaryota; Ciliophora; Oligohymenophorea; Peniculida; Parameciidae
Source: the annotation of a GenBank genome assembly